Molecule: messenger RNA, 905 nt
Organism: Puccinia graminis f. sp. tritici CRL 75-36-700-3
Lineage: Eukaryota; Fungi; Basidiomycota; Pucciniomycetes; Pucciniales; Pucciniaceae
Exons: 1
Coding region: 69-905 (278 amino acids)
Source: RefSeq, a predicted model, not a curated record
CCAGCAUCCACACGGUUUAGAUAGAGAUAGGUUUUAUAGAUCUCCUUCGUCCAUUAUUUUCCAAUACCAUGAAGGACUGGUGUUACAAAUUUAUUGCUUACAUCUUAAUCAAGGCCGCUCCUUCGAAUGGGUUCAUUUACAAAUGGACCUUGACGACAGACGUCAGCAGCAGUCUAAUAUUUGGAAAUGUUCAUUUGGGGAAUGCUCGUUUCGAUCAUGAUGGUCUUAUCACUGUAGACAUGAGGGUUGGAACCGGUCGAUUUUCACUUCAGGAAAACGAAAAUGAAGAAAACUUACAUAGCCUACCCUACACGACUCUCAACAAGCCUUACCAACUCUAUACGCCGGUUGGAAAUGAACUUGAAUUCUCUCGAACAGUACUAUACUUGCACAAUCUUGAUCUGAUGACUUGUGGGUGGACAAUCUAUCAUGAUGUGGAGAGGACGUCACUUCAGGAUCACAGAGAUAUAGAAUUGGCAGCAGCGAGACGACAGCGGGUUGGGACGGAACAGCACAUCCAACAAACUAUCUCGGUCGAACCUCCCUCCUCUCAAGCCAUACGCACCCGGCGUAGAACGUCUCGAUUGUCACUCGGGAGAUCGGGCGUUCCAAUCGUUCCUAUGAAUGAUCGUAAAAUUCCAGAAAACUUAGCAGACCAGGAGAUCGUUGUAUGGAAUUAUCGAUUUUCCGAAGACUACGCAGCAAUAAUCGCGGACCACAAUAAGCAAGUCCGACGAGAUGUGGACCACUCGAACGGUGAUAAUAGCGAUUCAGACGAAGAUAAAGAUUUGAGUAGGGGACGCUCUUUCUUGGAACCUGGAAAUAAGGAUCAAGCUGGUUUUCGCAUAGACCUAGAGCGCACAGGCCCUGUCGGCCCAUUUUUCGAGACAUUUAAAUCAUCUUGA